Messenger RNA from Cryphonectria parasitica EP155, 1782 nucleotides. RefSeq lists its product as uncharacterized. The transcript has 6 exons. Gene Ontology annotation, molecular function: 3'-tyrosyl-DNA phosphodiesterase activity; single-stranded DNA binding; double-stranded DNA binding. Gene Ontology annotation, biological process: single strand break repair; double-strand break repair. Lineage: Eukaryota; Fungi; Ascomycota; Sordariomycetes; Diaporthales; Cryphonectriaceae. Bases 1 to 1782 code for a protein of 593 amino acids. The record is from RefSeq and is a predicted model, not a curated record. Gene Ontology annotation, cellular component: nucleus.
AUGACGAGCAAUCUGGCCUCCGAGGUCAAUGGCGUCGAAGACGAGGAUGCUGCUCUUCGACGAGCCAUUGCGAUGAGCCUCGGUCAGGACGUGUCUGAUGAUGAGCCCGCUAGCCCUUCCCGCACGAAUGGCCUGGGCAAUAGCCAGACUCAAGUGACGACAUCUGCUCCGACGGAUGACAAUACAUCAGCGUUGCAGCAGCCUGCCACAAGCUCGAUGGCUGCGCUCGGCCUAGACCGCAAGAAGAUGGAAGAAGAACGCCUGGCAAGACUGAGGAAAAGGAAGGCUGAUGAUGCCCUGCCCGACAGAUCCAACACGGAUGGAGAGAUUGAACGUGAAAGGGCGACUCGGCGCCGGACUGGUCUAGACUUGAAUCCAAAACCAGAAUCAAGCAGCCAGGACGCAUCUGCGGGUCUCAAAUACCCCAAGGGAGCAGUACUCAAGACCUGGGCGCGUGGUGUUCCGCGAGAGGGCGACAUCAAGAUCGAGGAGGUCUUCCAGAAGGACGACUUGCAACUUGCUGUCCUCAGCUCUUUCCAGUGGGAUGAGGACUGGCUCAUGAGCAAGCUGAACCUGAGGCAGACCAAGGUGCUCUUGAUAGCCUACGCGAAGGAUGAAGAACAGAAAAACGAGAUGCGCCAAAACACGCCCCCAGAGACGAUUCGGUUCGUCUUUCCUCCGAUGGAUGGUAUUGCUUCUGCUGGCUGUAUGCAUUCCAAGCUCCAGCUUCUGAAAUACCCGAAGUCGCUACGCAUCGUGGUCCCUACCGGGAAUCUUGUUCCUUAUGACUGGGGAGAAACGGGGUCGAUGGAAAACAUGGUUUUCCUGAUCGAUUUGCCUCGGAUCGAGGACCCUGUUGAGCGGAAGAAGCACACUUUGACUCACUUUGGUCAGGAGAUGUGCUUCUUCCUUGGCGCCAAGGGUGUGGAUGACAAAAUGCUAGAGAGCCUGCGAAACUACGAUUUCUCCGAGACGGCACGAUACGGAUUCGUCCACACGAUAGCCGGCUCUCAUCCUCAACCUGAUCUUUGGCAAAGGACGGGCUACUGCGGCCUAGGUCGCACUGUGAAGGCUCUUCGCCUUGAGAGUGCAGGUGCUAUUGAACUGGAUUACAUAUGUUCAUCUAUUGGUGCUGUCAACCGCGAUCUGUUGGCGGCUCUGUACAACGCCUGCCAAGGCGAUACGGGCUUGAAAGAGUACACCAGCAGAGCUGGAAGAGCGGCUAAGGGCAAGGCCAAGGGCACGGCCGCUGCCGCCUCCCGUGCUGACUUGUUGGACUUAACAAAGAUACGAGUCUACUUCCCCAGUCGCGAGACCGUAGAUCGAUGUCGAGGCGGACGUCAGUCUGCUGGCACGAUUCGUUUUCAGUCCAGGUGGUGGAACGCAGCUUCAUUCCCGCGUGCAGUUCUUCGGGAUUGCAAGAAUGUCCGCUCAGGUAUCUUGAUGCACUCCAAAGUCAUCUACGUCCAGAGGCCUGCAGCAAGUCUCGUUCGUGGCGCAGCCCAAGGCUGGGCAUAUGUUGGGAGCCACAACCUAUCCGAGAGCGCCUGGGGCCGCCUGGUCAAAGAUCGAGGCACGGGAGAGCCUAAAUUGAAUGCUCGCAAUUGGGAAUGCGGUGUCUUGGUCCCCACGCAGGAAACAACUUCUUCGUCUUCCAGUGGAACUGCUCAGGAGGCAGAAAAGCUAGAAAUGUUCCGCGGUGCCGUUCCCGUUCCCGUCGAGCUUCCCGCCCAGCCAUAUCACGGCAACGAUCGACAGCCCUGGUUUGCUGAAGAAGCUUGA